This is a messenger RNA of Vicia villosa (hairy vetch), 1150 nucleotides long. RefSeq names its product cyclin-dependent kinase inhibitor 4-like. Gene Ontology annotation, cellular component: nucleus. The transcript is spliced from 3 exons. Lineage: Eukaryota; Viridiplantae; Streptophyta; Magnoliopsida; Fabales; Fabaceae. The record is from RefSeq and is a predicted model, not a curated record. Gene Ontology annotation, molecular function: cyclin-dependent protein serine/threonine kinase inhibitor activity. Bases 110 to 775 code for a protein of 221 amino acids. Gene Ontology annotation, biological process: negative regulation of cyclin-dependent protein serine/threonine kinase activity.
UGCCCCCUAAAACCCCUCAACCCUAAAAUUCACAAUCUUCCCUCCAAUUUUCCCUCUCUCUUCUCACACAACACAAUUUACCCUCCAAAAUCACUUUUUUCUCUUCUCAAUGGGAAAGUACAUGAAGAAAUCCAAAACCGCCGGCGACGUCGCCGCCGUAAUCAUGGACUCUCCGUCCCAUGCUCCCGCCGUCGGAGUCCGGACACGAGCUAAAACCCUAGCUCUCCAGAAGUCCCCGACGGCGGCUUCUUCCCCGCAACAUACGGACUCCUCUGCUUUCCUUCAGCUCCGUAGUCGGCGCCUCCGGAAGGUCACUCCGCCGCCGCAACCGAGAAGGGAGAGUGAUUCCGUAGGAAACUUGAGGCUUCGAGAGUGUUCUAUCAAAACGUUGAAGUCUUCGCAUAGUGUUGAAAAUUUGGGAAAUGGAAAUUUCUGUGCUGAAGAGGGGAAUUUUGAUUUUCCCAUGGAAGGUUCUUUUGGUGAAAAUUUCUUGGAGAUUGAAGGCAUAGAUAGAAGCACCAGGGAAAGCACACCUUGUAGUUUAAUAAGGGAUUCAAGUUCCAUUCAUACCCCUGGUUCAACCACAAGACAAAGAACACACAGAAUAAUCCAUGAACACAUGCAGAGAAAUAUUCCAACAGCUUAUGAAAUGGACGAGUUUUUUGCUUUCGCAGAGAAGCAGCAACAAGCAAUAUUUAUGGAAAAGUACAAUUUUGAUGUAGUGAAUGAUGUACCUCUACCAGGACGAUUCGAAUGGGUCCAUGUACUUCAGUAGGACAAAGUUUUAGCCAGGCAUUUGGAUUUCAAGCAGAGCUAUUAGACUUGUAAUUUAGCAGAGCUAGCAGCUUUCACUAACCAUUUAGAUCGCUUGAGAUCUUGCUCUACACAGAUGCGCACCAGCACGAUCACUCGUACCCGUGAGUAUUCGGGCAUAUGCACGGGUGUUUUACUAGUUUAGUUCCGAAGACAUUUCUAAUAUAAGGGUAGUUUAGAAUUUAGAGUUAGUUAAAUGUAUUUCUUAUAUGUUAGGGUAGGGGGGUAUAUGGGUCUCUUUCCUUUUCUUUUCUUUAGUGUUGUUAACUCGUGUCUAUAAUUUCUUAUGGAUAAAUCGUUAAUCAGUAGUGUUAAUGUUGUUAAUAGUUAUCCUUUC